GGAAAGACAAGUGCUUUUCCCAUUGUUUCUUUCACCUCUCAAGUGAUUCUCGAUCGAUUUCAUUGAAUUUUUAAUGCGAAUGUGAAAUAUCAGGUCGUCCAUUCGUGUAUAUAAUAAGAUAUUACUUGUGAGGCUUGUGCUUCGAGGACAUUUACUGACACCGCUAAAAUUGUGCUCCACGUGCUUGCUCAGCAAUCCAGAGACAGAUGACUUGGCUGUAUUCCUCCAGAGUCUCCACUUAGAGGCCACCGAGAUGCUCGUUUUGGCCACACUUUUAGCCAUCUAUGUCGUUAUUGUUGGUUCCUACUCAUCAUAUGCUCCUGAGAAUAUUACGGUGACCUUUAUCAAUCCAACUUCAGUUCGUGUCUCUUGGCAAACAUCGCUCAACUACAACAGCUCGAAGCCCAUUCAGAAAUAUGAUGUUACAUACAAACCGACUGAUGCCAGUUACAGGGUUGUGGCCGAAGUCGCAGGAAAUAGUGAAGCAGUUACACUCAUCAAUUUGUUGCCAGACACACAAUAUCAACUCACUGUCGCGGCACUUUUCAACGGAAAAAAAUUCAGGAGUCGACCGAUAGUAUUUCGCACAUUGGAACCACCAAAGUCGUCAGCACAUCAGGGAUCGGGUAUCGCGGGGGGCCCAUUUAACGCAAUAGGCCCUCCGAUGUCAUCCCAGGGAUUCCCAGAUGCCAACUAUCCCAUGAUUGGGACGUAUGAUGAGUUUGGCAAUCUAACAAAUAAUUCUACUACAAGAGAACUUCCAACGAUUCGUGGAGUUGAGGUGGGCAUUGUAGUGUUAGUGCUGUUUGUCUGGGCUGGAGCUAUAGCUCUGUUCUUCAAUCGAUGGGGUAAAAUCCGUAUGCUGCUUCCAUAUCAACCUGAUUAUAAGCAGGAGCAGGGCCUCAAAGUACCCGGAACGGGUGUUUGUUCUUCAGGCGCCUGCAACGGACAACAUUCUCAUCAGUCGUAUUUCCGACAACAUUGGCCCGAGGAGCAAUCCACGGUGAUUGAGGAUCGGUGCACAAGAAAUAGGAUUAAUUCGGCGAUUUUUGUGUCGUCGGAGGGAAAAGGAUUUGACUCAAUUGAAUUCUUGAGGCGAUACGGCUCCCAGAGUGUUCUCUGCCGGAAGGCUCGCAGUGCUGAGAACAUUACUUCGGCGGAUCAGAGGGUGAGUCUUCAUUCCAAAAUUCGUCGACUGUCUGAGCAUCAGAACUGGAAUUCGAGCCUACGGGAGCAGGAUAACUCCUUGAAUGAGACGUUCGAAUUGGUGGAAUGCCAUACACCCCAGAUUGAAGAACAAGCCACAGAGACAGCAACUUCCGUGGUUGUUUCCGUGUCGGCUGUUCCCUCAAUCAGUGGCGAAUUUACCACUACAACAGCCAAUAAUGCAGCUGCUCAAAUGUCCCAGAAGACACGGCAGAAGGUUACAAACUUACCUACAUUGUCCAUUUCGGGACCAUCGCCACCCCAUGAGGAAUUCCUCUAGGAGGAUUGUUCCACAGUAAACAGCCAACACCAUAUCAACUAUAAUAUCGUUCCGGGAUGAUGUUCACGGGAAAUACAUAGCACAACUUUCAGUGCAAUUAGCACGCGAAAUCCAUCGAAUUUUAACUUUAUCAAGAAGGAUAAUUUAGUUUAUCGGAAGUUCAGUUGAAGAUGGUAUUGCAUUGAGGAAUGCUUUCGGAUACUCAAUGGUGAGAUUUCCACAUAUUAUUGAUUCCAAUUUAUCUUUCUAUAAAUUAAAUUAAUUGGUAAUC
Molecule: messenger RNA, 1757 nt
Organism: Phlebotomus papatasi
Lineage: Eukaryota; Metazoa; Arthropoda; Insecta; Diptera; Psychodidae
Exons: 7
Coding region: 254-1486 (410 amino acids)
Molecular function (GO): protein binding
Source: RefSeq, a predicted model, not a curated record